UACACAACCUACAAGAUCAAGAAAGGAGAGCCAGGGUCCUUUUACCCUUUUGUCUUCAAUGACAUCAUGGGCCUGGAACCAAACCACGGUGUCCUGGUGGACGACGUCAAACUGGCUUUAAAGGGACACGUGAAGGACGGUUACAAGUUCAAUCCUGUAUCUAGCUUGUCAGAGAAUGAUGCAUUCUACAACAAUUCCCCAAAUUUCAACGACAAAGUCCAUGUUCUGGUUUGUGUCGUUCCCGCCGACACAGUUUCUCAAAUGAAGGAUGAAACUGUGCGGAAGAUUCGGGACAUCAGGAUGGAAGCCAGUGAACUGAAGAUUCCUCAAGUGGCCAUUCUCACCAAAAUUGAUGAGUUCCAUCCUGAGAUCAAAGAUGAUGUAAAGAAGGUCUACAUGGUCAAGGACAUGAAGAACAAGAUGGAGCAAUUCAGUGCCAAUGUGGGAAUUCCAAUGAACUGCAUCUUCCCUGUGAAGAACUACGAAUCAGAAAUCGACCUCGACAGUGACGUUGACUCGCUGAUCCUGAGCUCACUGAAAAGCAUCAUCAACUUUGGAGAAGACUCCAUCGACUUCGACGAGAGUCAGUCUGAAUGCUUAAACUGAAAUGUUUGAACGCAGCAUAUAUAGACCGUAUUUCAGGACGUCAGAAUAACGAUCUGCAAGAAUUCCAGAGGGAUCUUGUAAAUUAUUUCAUUACACAUUGCUUUCACUUCAUAACCCCUGGAAACUUGCCUUAAAAUCUUCAGUGUUUCUCAGCAACAUUACAUAUGCAUGACUCAAUAAGCAGCUAUUAAAGUAUAAAAUAAAAAUAAUGAACACCCAACAAGUCAGUUAAUCUGCUUCUUUAGGACUGUUGGUGUGGUUUGUUCAGAUGUAGAUGAUGAAUAUGUGGCAUUGUCCCGCCCUGAUCAAAUCACUGAGGAGAGGUGAAAAAAGAAUGUGAAUGUGAAUUAACUGAAACUGUUCUAGCUUCGUAUAAUAACAAGGAAUUCAUGCAAGAGUUUAUCACAAAUAUGUUUCCAGUGCUUUUAAUUCAACAUACCGACCAGUGUCUACAUCUUUACUUUGCAUGAUGUUUAUGAAUAACAUUGUUUGUCUUGAUUGUAAUAGAAAUCCAAAAGUUUCUGAAGAUAUCAAACAUUUCAGGCUGCAGCCAUGAAAUCAUCAAAUCCUGUGUUAUAAUAUUUCACCCUAUGUAACCACCAUGAAGCUUCAAUAAACAGCUGAAAGACAAUUAAUCUGCUUUUGUCACCUUCAGCACGAU
Molecule: messenger RNA, 1267 nt
Organism: Anoplopoma fimbria (sablefish)
Lineage: Eukaryota; Metazoa; Chordata; Actinopteri; Perciformes; Anoplopomatidae
Product: interferon-induced protein 44-like
Source: RefSeq, a predicted model, not a curated record